Messenger RNA from Scophthalmus maximus (turbot), 3507 nucleotides. It is a transcript of the gene lpar2b, whose product is annotated as lysophosphatidic acid receptor 2b. Gene Ontology annotation, molecular function: lysophosphatidic acid receptor activity. The transcript is spliced from 5 exons. Gene Ontology annotation, cellular component: membrane. The record is from RefSeq and is a predicted model, not a curated record. Bases 688 to 1815 code for a protein of 375 amino acids. Gene Ontology annotation, biological process: G protein-coupled receptor signaling pathway. NCBI's taxonomy places the organism in Eukaryota, Metazoa, Chordata, Actinopteri, Pleuronectiformes, Scophthalmidae.
CCGCGGCCGCGCGUCGCUCCCCAGACCAGCACCCGCUCCUCUGCGACGGAGAGGCGGCCGCACACAGCGCACGGCAGCGGCGGAGCAGCGACGGCGCCGCGCCCUUUACGCGCCCUUUACGCGCCGCCCCACCGCCAGCGGGAUCACUGCGCACAGGUGACGACCCGCUCAAACUACCGGAAGUCCGCCGACCACAGGUGACGAAGACCGUGCGGCAAAGGGACCGUCGACUCCGGCUUUGUGCGAGGAUACAAGAAGAAGAAGAAGAAGAAGAAGAAGAAGAAGAAGACGCUGGGAGGGAUCCUCGACAGAACAGCAGACGGUCUUUCUUUCUCCUCUUCACACCGCCACCUCGAGCCUGCGCCCUCAGGUGCGCGUCACUGCGCAUUGUUCCUCCGCGCGACGAGGAUCUGGAUUUACCUGAUAAACGAGCUCACACACACACACACACACACACACGAGGAGGAGGAAAAGAUUGAAUUUGUGAAUCCAGGAUCCCAGACAGCGGCUGCACAGCGAAGGCCUCCGACUCCCGUCCAGCCGAUGGCAUGCCGAGCUCCGACCCAGCAGAGAGGGCGAGUGUGAAUGGCGUCCUAGUCCUUUGCCUCUGCCUCCCGUCCGCGGCGCCGCCCUCCUCCCCCGCCGCCUCAGCGCCUCUCUGAUCGCACGCUCACCGGACGCCUCGCCAUGGAUACGCUGACCGAGGACAAACUGGGAUGCUACUUCAACCGCUCGGUCAAAUUCUUCUACGAGCAGAGCGGCAAGAACAUCAGCGACCACUGGCGCAAGCGUGACUAUGCGAUCGUCACCCUGGGCAUGGGGGUAUGCUUCAUCGUCAUCUUCUCCAACCUUCUGGUCAUCGGGGCCAUUUUGAAGAACCGACGCUUUCACUUCCCCAUCUACUACCUGCUGGGCAAUCUGGCUUUGUCGGACCUCUUCUCAGGUAUCUCCUACCUCCACUUGAUGUUUCACACCGGCCCCUGGACCAUUAAGCUGUCCAAGCACCAGUGGUUCAUGCGCCAGGGGCUGAUCGACACCAGUCUGACGGCGUCCGUGCUCAACCUCCUGGCCGUGGCCGUGGAGCGUCACCAGACCAUCUUCAACAUGCAGCUGCACAGCAAGAUGAGCACCCGCCGCGUCUUCGUCAUCAUGGUCUUCAUCUGGCUGCUGGCGAUAGUCAUGGGCCUGGUGCCCACCAUGGGCUGGCACUGCCUGUGCGACCUGCCCAACUGCUCCACCAUGGCGCCGAUGUACAGCCGCAGCUACCUGGUGUUCUGGGCCAUCCUCAACCUCCUGACCUUCUCCAUCAUGGUGGCCGUGUACACGCGCAUCUUCGUCUACGUGCGGCACAAGAGCAAGCAGAUGUCGCAGCACACGUCCCAGAUGAGACACAAGGAGACGGUGUUCAACCUGAUGAAGACCGUCUCCAUGAUCCUGGGGUGCUUCGUGCUCUGCUGGACGCCCGGCCUGGUGGUGCUGCUGCUCGACGGCCUGGGCUGCGACAGGUGCGAGGUGCUCCGCAUCGAGAAGUACAGCCUGGUGCUGGCCGAGUGCAACUCCUUCGUCAACCCCAUCAUCUACUGCUUCAGGGACAAGGACAUGCGGCGGACCUUCAAGGAGAUUCUGUGCUGCCCGUUCCGGCGCAGCGCCAAGCAGGAGGGCACGUCCGGGGUUCACUUUAACACCCUGGAGCACGAGAACUGUCAGUCUCGCGCCGCCGGGCCGAUAGAGAGGAGCAACGGGACGCCUCUCAUCCGCCAAGGCUCCGAGGACGUGCUCGCCUCUUCAGACAGCUGGAGCGUUAAACAACGAUAAAACUUUCAACACACACACACACACACACACACACACACAGGGAGAGGAUAUGUAUGUUUGACAGUGAAAUCUGCAGAUCUGUGUGUGUGUGUGUGUGUGUGUGUGUGUGUGCGUUCACUUAAACAAACCGUAACGUCUGUUUCCCCUCAGCCGCCAGAGUGUUGUGACAGACUCAGAAACUGUUUAUUCUGUUAGGUUGGAUCUUUGCCUCUGAUAAAAAGCCAUGUUUUGAUCGUGAGGCGACGGAAGAUCGAUGAGCAGUCGCCGCGUCCUCUAAUUUAAUCGGAAGCAAGCGGCUCCAUCCACUUUCAGCAGACUCCCUUAUGGAGACUGGACGCUGACAUUUCCUGUUUGGACAUAAACACCCUGCCAAUUUGCAGACGGCGGAAGACGAAGAAGAAGAAGAAGAAGAAGAGGCUGAAAGACUGUUGCUCAUCCACCGAUGAAAUGAAAUUGAUUUGAUGAAUUUUUUUUUUGUUGGUAUUUUUGUGUGGCCGUAUUCUACAGAGAGGUUUUCUGUUAUUUAUCCUACGAUCGUGGGCUGCAACUAACAUUGUUUUCAUUAUGGAUUAUUUUCUCGGUUAAUCGAUUAGUUGUUUGGUCCAUAAAAUGUCCAUCGUGUUUCCAAAACCACCAAAGAUGAUGUUUUUUUUUUUUGUCCACACACCAAAGUUCCAAAGUUCACUGUCACAGAGGAGCAAAGAAAACAGAGGAUAUUCACAUGUGAGAAGAUGAAAUAAGAGAAUAUAGACUUUUAAUUUUUUUUCAUAAAAACAACUUGAACCGAUUAAAUCGAUUUUUCAAAAUAGUUGGUGAUUAAUUUAGUAGUUUCGACGGUUUUGACAAAAACUGAAUUCUAUAGUCUUUGUGCCAGGGAGGAAAUAUAUAUAUUUACAGGCGUAGAUAAUCUAGUAUAGUAAUAUAACUAAUGCAUUUACAAUAAAUCCAAAAUCAGAUUUGCACAAAGGCCAUACUUCUAUAAGAGGGGGUUAUAUCAGUUGUUAGUAAAUCCUUAUGUAAUACUUUAAUAUUUAUUACUCAUAGGCUGUGUGAGCACAUUCGGGUUGCCAGCUUGUGAAAGAUGUGCAACUUAUGCACAGUGUUUCGACUAUAGCGCUUUAAAAUUGUUAAUUUCGUAAGAACCUGAUAUUUACUUCUGCUGCUUUUUUAAUCCAAGAUAUAGUCCUAUCAGAUUUUUACGUCCCGUUCAGCCGCCGUCGUCUUCUCCGGCUGGUUUGUGAUGUCCUUCGAUUACAACACAUAACCCUGUUUUUAACGUCGUCUUGUAAAGUUUAACGUGUUUCAUCCAGAGAUGUUUUUAAGUUUCCAUCAAUAGGUCAAAUUGUUCACAACAUUGUAUUUGUAGUUUUCCCCCCUAAAUUGUAAAGUUUAAACGAAGGUUUUUUACCUUCACAAGGUGGAAGAGCACGUUAUGACCCUCAAUGUUCAAUGAUUUGACCUGUUCUGAUGUUUUUUGUCUGACUGGUAACUUAAUGGAUGAGAUCGUGUUUGUUCCAUAAUCAACGACCCUCGGCUGUCAUAAGUUUUUUCUUUCUACUUUGCAUCAUUGACAUUGUGUAAAAAUCUGUUCCUUCCCCAAAGUUUUUAUUUUUCAUUUGUACAUAUUUUGUCACUGAUAACCGUGCGUUUGUGUCACGUCAGCAAGCUGGAAUGAAACAACACGCCUUUGUU